Cryptomeria japonica (Japanese cedar) is the source of this 3592-nucleotide messenger RNA. RefSeq names its product nardilysin-like. The record is from RefSeq and is a predicted model, not a curated record. The transcript is spliced from 19 exons. Gene Ontology annotation, biological process: proteolysis. NCBI's taxonomy places the organism in Eukaryota, Viridiplantae, Streptophyta, Pinopsida, Cupressales, Cupressaceae. The coding region runs from base 35 to 3292 and encodes 1085 amino acids. Gene Ontology annotation, molecular function: metalloendopeptidase activity; metal ion binding. Gene Ontology annotation, cellular component: cytosol.
UCCAAAAAUGUUCCUUGGUCCUUUUGGAAAGUGAAUGCUUUCGCUCUCUCGCUUCGUCUGCCGCAGGAAAAGCAGUUUUCUCUGGGCUCGCAGAGCAACAAUGGCGGUAGACAGCGUGACAGUGGUUAAGGCGCCGACGGAUAAGCGUCAAUAUCGAAUUGUUAAUCUGCCCAAUGGCCUAACGGCCGUACUUGUACACGAUCCAGAGGUUUCUGCAGAUUCUUUCCCUCUUGUUCCUCCCAAAAAUGCAUCAAACACAGGAGACGAAGACGAGGAGGAAGAUGAUGAUGAUGAAGACGACGAAGAUGGAGACGAAGACGACAGCAGUGAAGAGGAAGAUGACGAAGACGAGGAUGAAGAUGACGAGGAGGAGGAUGAAGAUGAUGAUGAGGAUGACGAGGACGAGGAAGAUGACGAUGAGGAUGAUGAUGAUGAUGAGGAAGAGGAGGAGGAAGAUGGAGUUAUGCAGAAUGGAAAGAAAGUAGCGAAAAGAUCUGCUACAGGCGCAGCUACAGUCAAGAAGGCAGCUGCAGCAAUGUGUGUGGGAGUGGGCAGUUUCUCAGAUCCAUUGGAUGGCCAAGGUCUUGCACAUUUUUUAGAGCACAUGCUGUUUAUGGGGAGUUCUGAAUUUCCAGAUGAAAAUGAGUAUGAUCGAUACUUGUCAAGGCAUGGCGGCUCCUCAAAUGCUUACACAGAGACUGAGCAUACAUGUUAUUAUUUUGAGGUGAACUGUGAAUUCCUAAAACAAGCCUUGAAGAGGUUUUCCCAGUUUUUCAUUUCACCAUUGGUGAAAGCUGAAGCUAUGGAACGUGAAGUACAGGCAGUUGAUUCAGAGUUUGACCAAGUCUUACAGAAUGAUAGUUGUCGUCUUCAGCAGCUGCAAUGCCAUUCUGCUCUCCCAGGGCAUCCUUUUAAUAGAUUUACAUGGGGUAACAAGAAAAGCUUGAUGGAACCAAUGUCUAAAGGCAUUGAUAUGCGGACGAAAAUUUUAGAUUUGUACACAGAGACUUAUCUGGCUGGACGCAUGAAACUUGCUAUAAUUGGUGGCGAGCCAUUGGAUACAUUAGAGGAAUGGGUUGUGGAGAUGUUUAGUAAUGCUAGAAAAGGUGGCCUUGAAAAGUUGGAUUUCCACAAGGAUGGAUCUGUUUGGGAGCCAGGGAGAAUCUAUUGGGUGGAGGCUGUCAGAGAUCUUCAUUUUCUUAAAGUGACAUGGUCAUUGCCCUGUCUGGAUAAAGAAUACUUAAAAAAGCCAGAAGAUUAUUUAUCUCAUCUCAUUGGUCAUGAGGGUGGAGGUAGCUUGUUUGCUCUACUCAAACUAAAAGGUUGGGCAACAUCGUUAUCAGCAGGAUGUGAUAAUGGAGGGUUUGACCGUUGCUCUGCAGGUUACAUGUUCGUCGUUAGCAUAUCCCUUACAGAUUUAGGGUUAGAAAAGGUCAUGGAGGUGAUGGAAUUUUUGUACCAGUAUAUCAAGCUGCUGCGUGAAGGAGCUCCACAAGAAUGGGUUUUUAAGGAGCUUCAAGAUAUUGGAAAUCUAGAAUUCCGGUUCGCAGAAGAACAGGCCCAGGAUGACUAUGCAGCAACACUUGCAGAGAGCUUGUUGACAUACCCGGAAGAGCACAUUCUUUAUGGAGAAUAUGCGUUUGAAAUAUGGGACCCAAUGCUGAUUGAACAUACAUUAAGUUUCUUUACUCCUCAGAAUAUGAGAGUCGAUAUAUUGACAAAAUCUUUUGAUCAACAAUCUCCUGAUGUUCAAUAUGAACCAUGGUUUGGUGCCGCCUACCGUAUUAAAAGCAUUCCAUCUGCUCUCAUGGAGAAUUGGAAAGAUCCUCUCUUUAUUGACCCAGAGCUACAUUUGCCUGUAAAGAAUGAUUUCAUUCCAAAUGAUUUUUCCCUUAGAAGUUCAAAUAUAUCUGAAAACCUUGGUAACAUGGAAAAUCCAAGGUGUAUCAUUGAUGACCCAUUUAUCAAAGUAUGGUAUAAACAUGACCGGACGUUUAAUGUUCCUCGUGCAAAUACAUACUUCUUAAUGACUUUGAAAGAGGCAUACAAAAAUUUAAGGGCCUGCGUACUCACUGAGCUGUAUGUGAACCUUCUCAGGGAUGCUCUCAAUGAGACAAUAUAUCAGGCAAAUGUCGCUAAAUUGGAAACGAGAAUUUCUAUUGUUGGAGACAAUCUUGAAUUAAAGAUAUCUGGUUUUAAUGAGAAGCUACCUACUUUGUUGUCAAAGAUUCUCAAAUUCUCAACAUCGUUUAUGCCAGCUGUGGAUCGUUUUGAGGUGGUGAAAGAGGACAUGGAAAGGAACUACAGAAAUACAAAUAUGAAACCUUUAAAGCAUUCGACAUAUUUAAGGUUACAAAUUUUGCGAGAGCAUUUUUGGCACGUUGAUGACAAACUUGCAUGUCUUCUUUCGUUGUCUCUAUCAGACUUGACAACUUUUAUCCCAGAACUUCUUAGCCAGUUAUAUAUUGAAGGUCUUUGUCAUGGUAACCUUUCUGAGAUUGAGGCUACCACAAUUGCAAAUAUAUUCAAAAACACAUUUUCAGCAUUAGCUCUGCCAGAUGAAAUGCGGCACAAAGAGAAAGUUUUGAGACUGCCAUCUAGGGGCUACCUCGUCUGUAAUGCAAAUGUGAAGAAUAAAUCAGAGGAAAAUUCUGCUGUCGAGCUUUAUUUCCAAAUUGAUCAAGAUCUUGGUCAAAAAUCAACCAGAGCAAGGGCUGUAGCUGAUCUUUUUGAAGAAAUUGCCCACGAGCCUUUUUUCAACCAGCUCAGGACAAAGGAGCAGCUUGGGUAUGUCGUGGAUUGUGGCACCAGAAUGACACAUCGAGUGAUUGGUUUUUGUUACCGUGUUCAAUCUUCCAAGCUUAGCCCACCAUAUUUGCAAGAGAGGAUACAUGCCUUUAUUGAUAAAGUGGAACAAAUUCUGAGUGAUAUGGAUGAUAAAGAAUUUGAAAACUACAAAAGUGGGUUACAAGCAAAGAAAUUAGAGAAAGACCCCUCUCUCAUUGACGAAACCAACCGACAUUGGAAUCAAAUUGUAGAAAAAAGGUAUUUAUUUCAAAUGCAUAAGCUUGAAGCAGAUGAACUAAAGAGUAUACAGAAGUCAGACAUUAUUGAUUGGUAUAAUUCUCACCUGAAAUUAUCAUCAUCAGCAUGCCGUGCAUUAUGUAUUUCUGUAUGGGGUUGCAAUGCCCAUGAGCUGGCAGAUGCAGUAGAGUCAAGAAAAUUAGGUAAUGUUAUUGAGGAUGUACCGGCAUUGAAAUGUGCAAGCGAGUUCUAUCCAUCCUUAUGCUAGUUCUGUGCUUGUUAAGUGCAUCUUCAGGCAGGCCUAUCAUAUUUUAUUUCAUUUUUCUCAGUGCAACUAAGUGGCACAGUCUGUUUAUUGAUAUUUAAAAGUUUAGCCUAGUCAUCACUAUUGGAGUACAGACAUGAAUGUCAGAGUACUUCCAAAGAUGUAAAAAUAUGUCUCGAUCAAUCAUGCUCCUGUGGAAAUUGUUACCGCAGAUUGUUAAAUUUGAAGGGACAUUGCAGGCCACUGUCUUUUUACAAAUAUGAUUGUUAAUAAUUCUAUCUAGAUGAAACUGUUAUUUAUUCA